GACAUCGACCACAUGACUCUCGAGAUGCUUCUGACAGAGAGGGUGCGAUUCGGAAAGGCCCAUCAGGGGAAAUCAUAUGCAGAAGUCUGGGAAUCGGCACCGGACUGGAUUCGCUGGUUCUUGGGGCACUAUCAGGAAAGCAGGGAUGUGGAACACAAGAAGAUGAUUCGAUUCAUCAAGCUCAGGAUCGAGGAGACCGAGGCCAGCGGGGGAGAAGUUCCACAACCAGCCACAGUGAAGGCCAAAGUCAAGGCCGCUCCGAAGAUCUUGGCAGCUUCCGCAAAGAGCCGCUCAGCGCCUCACCCAGAUGCAUGCCCCGAAGAGCCAGUCAAUGCCGAGAUGAGCAGCCUGCAAGCUCGAAUGACCAGCCUCGAGCAUGCGCUGCAUCAGAUCCUGGUCCAUCUGACGCCCAAUGUGCCAGCAGAUCCAGUGCCGUCGACCAUGGACGACGACCUCCCGGUGCUCCCUCUGGCAUCCGAAUGGGAGGAAUGCAUGAUCAUCAGGCCAUCGAAGGUUCAACCAGAGUGCAUGGCCAUGGAAUUGCGAGAUCCGAAUUUUCUGAAAGGUAUCCACGGAAGUUUGCACGCCUGGUUGCAAAGUGAAUCGAAGGGCAAGCUCAACAGGUUUUUGUCCUUGCCUCGCGAAGAGCAGGCGAUGCUCAUGGAAUUGCUUUCAAAAGAAGUCUGGCGCUCCGUGAAAGAGCGCGUGUGGCAUUUCAUGAGGAUACCAGUGACGAUGACCUUGUCACAACACAUCUCCUGUGCUGUGAAGAUGAAGUCAUGCCAAUCGACCCGAAUGCGAUCCCUUGUGCUUGGAGAUGUGAACUCGAAAUGCCUUCAGAUCAGUUUUGCCAACCGGCGAACCUCCGCAGAAAACACAGGCUCAGGGCAGCCCAUAGGAUGA
Messenger RNA from Cladocopium goreaui, 903 nucleotides. Lineage: Eukaryota; Dinophyceae; Suessiales; Symbiodiniaceae. The record is from the annotation of a GenBank genome assembly.